Messenger RNA from Achroia grisella, 1546 nucleotides. RefSeq names its product calphotin-like. Gene Ontology annotation, cellular component: extracellular matrix. Lineage: Eukaryota; Metazoa; Arthropoda; Insecta; Lepidoptera; Pyralidae. The coding region runs from base 11 to 1546 and encodes 511 amino acids. The transcript is spliced from 8 exons. The record is from RefSeq and is a predicted model, not a curated record.
UUACAACAAUAUGUUCUCCAAAAUCCUUUCUUUGAGCGCUGUGCUCGCCAUCGCCGCGGCUGGGCUCCUUCCAGAAGCCCAUUACUCGCCAGCUGCUGCCGUCUCUUCUCAAAGUAUCAUCCGCCAUGACCAACCUCAUGCUAUUGCUACCAAAUACGUAGCAGCACCGGUGGCUAAAUUAGCAGUAUCUGCCCCAGUCUACCAAGCCGCUCCUGCCGUAACCUACCACGCGGCUCCUGCCCCCGUCGCUUACCACGCUGCACCUGCCCCCAUCGCCUACCACGCUGCACCUGCCCCCGUUGCCUACCACGCUGCUCCAAUUCAAUACUCUUCCGCGAACGCUGUGUCAUCUCAAAGCAUUGUGAGCCACUCUGCUCCCAUCGCUAAAGUCGCAGUAGCCGCACCCGUGGUGAAAUACGCAGCGUCUGCACCCAUUGCGUACUCUGCUCCCGUUCACUACGCUGCACCACCAGUCCACUAUUCUUCUGCUGCUGCAGUCUCCUCCCAGAGCAUCGUGCGUCAUGAUCAACCCCAAGCUACCAAGCUGAUAGCUGCCCCCGUUGCCAAGAUCGCUGUUGCCGCUCCCGUUUACCACGCGCCCGCCCCAGUUUACCAAGCCUCAGCCCCUGUAUACCAUUCCGCUGCUCCUGUAUAUCACGCUCCCGCUCCCAUUGCCUAUCAGGCCCCAAUCGCCAAGGUUUUGGCCCACGAGCCUGAAGAAAUCGCUUACCCCAAGUAUGAGUACACCUACUCAGUGGCUGAUGGACACACUGGUGACAACAAGUCUCAGCAGGAGGUGCGUGAUGGUGAUUCCGUAAAGGGCUCGUAUUCUUUCCACGAAGCUGACGGUUCUAUCAGAACUGUAGAAUACACUGCUGAUGACCACAACGGUUUCAACGCGAUUGUACACAACACCGCCCCCACACACGCUCCCGUCGCGAUCAAAGCUGCACCUCUACUAGUCAAAUCCGCCCCUGUCUACUACAAAGCUUUAGUGAAUGGAGAAGCAAUCAACAUGUUCUCCAAAAUUGUAGCUUUGUGCGCGGUCGUUGCUGUGUCUCAGGCUGGUCUUCUGCCUGAGCCAGUCCACUAUUCUUCUGCUGCUGCAGUGUCCUCCCAAAGCAUUGUGCGCCAUGACCAACCUCAAGCCAAGUUAUUGGCCGCACCUGUUGCUAAAAUCGCUGUCGCCGCUCCCGUAUACCAAGCUGCCGCCCCAGUCUACCACGCUCCAGCCCCAGUCUACCACGCCCCUGCCCCAGUCUACCACGCCCCUGCCCCUGCUUAUCCCAAAUACGAGUACACUUACUCCGUAGCUGACGGACACACCGGCGACAACAAAUCCCAGCAAGAAGUUCGUGAUGGUGAUGUCGUAAAGGGAUCAUACUCCUUCCACGAAGCUGAUGGCUCCAUCAGGACCGUAGAGUACACAGCUGAUGACCACAAUGGCUUCAACGCAGUGGUACACAACACCGCCCCUACAGCCGCCCCCGUCGUUUACAAAGCUGCGCCUGUCCUAGUCAAAGCCGCCCCUGCCUACUACCAUUAA